Messenger RNA from Exophiala mesophila, 2508 nucleotides. RefSeq lists its product as hypothetical. The record is from RefSeq and is a predicted model, not a curated record. Gene Ontology annotation, molecular function: aspartate kinase activity. Bases 653 to 1780 code for a protein of 375 amino acids. The transcript is spliced from 3 exons. NCBI's taxonomy places the organism in Eukaryota, Fungi, Ascomycota, Eurotiomycetes, Chaetothyriales, Herpotrichiellaceae.
GUCAGUGGCAUGUUCUAACUGCGUUUCCUCCCUGUCAUCUCAUCUCAGCCUUUAUUAUUCUUCGCAUUCAGACAUACUAGAUAUUGGGAUAUUCUUGAAGCAUGUUCCAGUCUGUCUCAAGUUCCCGAUCCCCGCUACAAUCAUGACAUCCGGUCGUCUUCUGAACGGCGCCAUCUCCAGUCAUGCCCCUCUAAGCGGCACCUCAACCCCUGCUACAAAGCCCUUCAAUAUUCUCAAAUUUGGCGGUCUGUACACCCGCUCUGAGUUUUCGUGACCGAGUGUCUGACCUUUCCCAGGCACAAGCGUUGGAAAAUUUCCCGAAGAUAUUGUCAACGUAGUCAAAACUAGUUUACAACAAAGCGAUGUGGCUAUUGUCUGUUCAGCGAGAUCUAGCAGUACGAAAGCUGCCGGCACCACCAACAGAUUACUGCGCGCCGCCACAGAAGCAGAAAAUCACAAAAGUUACGAUUAUAAGCGUUUGAUCGAAGAUGUCCGGCUCGACCAUCUCGAAACGGCCGAUACUUUUAUUCAGUCCGAGGUUAUCCGUUCUCGGUUCAAAGAAGAGGUUGAGGAGGAGUGUAAUUUAGUCGCCCGCAUACUCGAAGCUGCCCAGACAUUGGGCGAGACCAGCCCCAGGUCGAGAGACAAGGUCAUGAGCACGGGCGAAAAAUUGAGCUGCCGAUUCAUGACUGCUUUGCUACAAGACAGAGAUGUCGAGGCCACGUACAUUGACCUCGCUGAUAUCAUCGACUUCAAGGUUCCGCACAGUCUGGAUCAGCAAUUUUAUGACAAUGUGGCAGCCGCUUUACACAGAAAGUUGGAGAAUAUCUCGGGCAAAGUGCCUGUCAUCACCGGCUAUUUUGGCUCUAUCCCUCGCGGCCUUCUCACUACGGUUGGUCGAGGCUAUACCGAUCUUUGUGCCGCUUUGGUUGCUGUAGGAACUCGAGCGCAUGAAUUGCAGAUCUGGAAAGAAGUGGAUGGAAUCUUCACUGCCGACCCUCGAAAGGUCCCUACUGCCCAGUUGAUCCCUCAGAUCAGCCCAGCUGAAGCAGCCGAACUUACAUUCUAUGGUUCUGAGGUCAUACAUCCCUCCACCAUGGACCAGGUCAUUCGAGCACGGAUCCCCAUCAGGAUCAAGAACGUGAUGAAUCCUCGCGGGAGCGGCACUAUCAUUUACCCCGACUCGCCAUCAGAGUUGAGCUCCGCCUCGUCAGGCCACGACCCCAAACUGUUCAGGUCACGAAGCACGAGCUACUUGGCCGAGAGUCAAGGACCCAAGCGGCCAACGGCGGUGACGAUGAAACACAAGAUUCUCGUGAUGAACAUCCACUCCAACAGAAGAUCCUUGUCACAUGGCUUCUUUGCCGGCAUUUUCGCCACUCUGGACAAGUGGCGCUUGUCGGUCGAUGUUAUCUCGACUAGCGAGGUCAACAUGUCUAUGGCCCUCCAUUCAGAAGCUCCGCUGUACACCGGUGGAGGCGAUGAUGAAUACCAGAUUGUGGACCAGGACUUACGGGGUGCUAUCGAAGAGCUCCAAAGCUUUGGCACGGUGGACGUCAUCCCGGAGAUGGCUAUCGUCAGCCUGGUUGGGAAGCAAAUGAAGAAUAUGGUCGGAGUCGCAGGCAAGAUGUUUGCCACGCUGGGCGAGGCCAACGUCAACAUCGAGAUGAUCUCGCAAGGAGCCAGUGAGAUCAACAUUACCUGCGUCAUCGAAGAGCGAGACGCGGACCGGGCGUUGAACAUUUUGCACACAAAUCUAUUCACUUUCCUGGAUACAUGAAGCAAUGGGUCUCGUACGGUUAGAAGCGAAGAAGCGGCAUUUGGGGGCGUUUGAGCGGACCAGACCGAAAUCUUCCUGAAUACUUGGACAUUGAUCUACCCGGUAAUCAAAAACGGAACUUGUCAGCAAGCAUUUUGGUGUGGAAUGACCAGAUUUGGCUGGCUCAUAAAAUCUCGCGGUGGAAAUGCCACAGAUUGGCUCGGGAAUUAUAUCUUGAUUUGACAGCAAAGAAGCAGCGCCAGCAGCUGAGAAUACUUGCGCCAGACAUGACUUGAUCAGACGGAUGUGUCUGGAUCAGCAUUGCCACGGAUGAAUAGUGGGUUCUGACAGACGUCAAAUAGAAAGCACUUUGAACCCACCCCUGUCACACCUCCACAAGUGAAGUCGGGAAUGUCAGUGACAGUUCAAGCGGAACAGCCAGACAGCUUUCAAAUCCCAUGCGGAAGAUCAGGCAGCUUCAACGAAGUCUCGUGAUAGCGGUCGUCUUCAACCCCAUCGAUAGAUAGUCCGGCGACAUGGAUGGCUAGGGAACAGGAAUCGACCUCGGAUACUAAGAGGAGUGCGGGCUCAGGAAGUGGGCUGUUCAUUGCAAGCGACAUCCGGAAACUGCAGGACGCGUCGCGGGUCAGAGACAUGAAGAAGUUGGUAGUGGAAUCUAUUGUGUAGUUGAGUACAGCCACGAUAGCCAACUAUCACCCACCAGUGGCGUAGCCAAUGAGACAGGGCGG